This is a messenger RNA of Exaiptasia diaphana, 1188 nucleotides long. RefSeq lists its product as uncharacterized. The transcript has 2 exons. Lineage: Eukaryota; Metazoa; Cnidaria; Anthozoa; Actiniaria; Aiptasiidae. Bases 337 to 1095 code for a protein of 252 amino acids. Gene Ontology annotation, cellular component: transport vesicle; neuronal cell body; neuron projection. The record is from RefSeq and is a predicted model, not a curated record. Gene Ontology annotation, biological process: nervous system development.
AUGUGAUGAACUAGUGAUCGUAAAAUCGGUUAUCUUUCUAAUACUUGAAUAAUAUCUUUUAGAGCUCAUUCGUUGGUCUACGAUUAACUACCUAAAAAAGCCGCGAAAACAGAGGGUAACGCGAAAUUCAACAAGUGAUUUUUGAUGAAGCUCAUUUGAAUCCCAGAAAGCGAAUCUGUUCUGAUAAAAAUAGAAAUUGYGGCGCGGAGUUUAAAGGGCUGCUGAAGAGUCCACAGUUGUCAUAWCGCCUGAUCAAGUGUUCCUAUUAUUGAUGGUCUGGAAAGGUGAAACAUUAGAGUGAUUUAUGURAGGCAACAGGUGCACCAAAAUUUGAAAAUGAAUCAAAMCCAAGAAAAAAGCAAACAGAAAGUCACCRCCGGUCCCCASCAGUCCAAAAGACCGAGAAAAACUAGGACUCGCUCGUCCCGCAACAAGCGGGAUAACCACUCACGGUUCGGGAUUCGCUAUUUACAUCAUCAUAUGUUUGAGGACGGCGGUUCUGAAUCUAAACAACCAUGCCCUUCUGUAGAAUGUAAAUGUGGCACAAGUAUGGCCGCCGUAUAUAGCGGUAAAACACUGGUCGCUCUCACAUUAUCAGUUCUCGUUCUACUGAUCGGAGUGACUUUUAUGCUUGUUGGAUACAUAAUUCCACGACGGUCUGUUGUAUAUAUCGAAAGAGGAGACGGAACAAGAAGACCAUUGGAUUCUACAGCUAUCACCUUUAAUACCAUGCUAGAUGAUUUUACUUUGGUAGGAACUAUUCUUAUUUCUGUCGGAGCUUUGUUAUUUUGUGUGGUGCUACUAGUCCCAAUCUGUAGAGCUUCAAAUCGAAAAGGGGAAUAUCGUAAAGCUCCCACCGAAGAGACACCCGUUAGGAAAGAAAUGAGCUCUGAAUCUCUCUCGAGCCAACCUAGCGACUUUGAUAGACGGACCUCAUCGGGAGCAGCAUCUUCGACGAGCUCUCUUCAAAAAAUUCCAGUUUUAGCAGUUGUUCAUAACGUACAGCCGAAAGCACAGCACAGAUCGACGUCUAAUCUACAUGAAUACAGGAAAAACGCCAACCAGUUUAAAGACUCCUUCGAGGAGGAAGAUUAAUGGGUUAUUUUUGUAUAGUGUAUGGACUCCAUGGCGACAUGAAUAGAGAAAAUCUGUUWUUACUCAAGAAGUAAAGACAGAAUCUUAGUCAAA